CCCUAGUUCCCGCGGUCUCCAGCGCGCCCUUUUAGCUGCUUGGCGGCAGGUCUUUGCGAGUUUUAGCUGAGGGACGUGUUUUCGCGUUCGCUUGGUCAUGGAGGCUCGGUCCAAGCUGCUGGACGCUACCACUCCGUUCCGUCGCUGGACCCGAAAACUGGUGCUGCUCCUGCCGCCACUUCUGCUGUUCCUAUUGCGGACCGAAGCUAGGCAGGGCUUGGAGACUGAGGAGCGGUUCCGGACCCGCGAAAAUGAGUGCCACUUCUACGCUGGUGGACAAGUAUACCCUGGAGAGGUGUCCCGGGUUUCGGUUGCAGAUCACUCCUUGCAUCUAAGCAAAGCCAAGAUUUCCAAGCCAGCGCCUUAUUGGGAAGGAACAGCUGUGAUAAACGGAGAAUUCAAGGAGCUCAAACUGACUGACUAUCGUGGGAAAUACUUGGUUUUUUUCUUCUACCCACUGGAUUUCACCUUCGUGUGUCCAACUGAAAUCAUCGCUUUUGGUGACCGAAUUGAUGAAUUCAGAGCUAUAAAUACUGAAGUGGUAGCAUGCUCUGUUGAUUCUCAGUUUACCCACUUGGCCUGGAUUAAUACCCCUCGAAGACAGGGAGGGCUGGGGCCAAUAAGUAUUCCACUUCUUUCGGACCUAAACCAUCAGAUCUCAAAGGACUAUGGUGUAUACCUUGAGGACUCAGGCCAUACCCUUAGAGGCCUCUUUAUUAUUGACGACAAAGGAGUUCUAAGGCAGAUCACUCUGAAUGACCUCCCUGUGGGUAGAUCUGUGGACGAGACACUACGUUUGGUUCAAGCUUUCCAGUACACUGACAAGCAUGGGGAAGUCUGCCCUGCUGGCUGGAAACCUGGUAGUGAAACAAUAAUCCCAGAUCCAGCUGGAAAACUGAAGUAUUUCGACAAACUUAACUGAAAAAUACUUCAGUUGUGAUGUUUGGGCCUUCUCAAUAAAGGUCACUGUUGUUACCAUA
Messenger RNA from Acomys russatus (golden spiny mouse), 980 nucleotides. RefSeq names its product peroxiredoxin 4 (gene Prdx4). Gene Ontology annotation, cellular component: endoplasmic reticulum; cytosol. NCBI's taxonomy places the organism in Eukaryota, Metazoa, Chordata, Mammalia, Rodentia, Muridae. Gene Ontology annotation, biological process: cell redox homeostasis; hydrogen peroxide catabolic process; response to oxidative stress. Gene Ontology annotation, molecular function: thioredoxin peroxidase activity. Bases 98 to 922 code for a protein of 274 amino acids. The record is from RefSeq and is a predicted model, not a curated record. The transcript has 7 exons.